Molecule: messenger RNA, 2932 nt
Organism: Myodes glareolus (Bank vole)
Lineage: Eukaryota; Metazoa; Chordata; Mammalia; Rodentia; Cricetidae
Source: RefSeq, a predicted model, not a curated record
AUCAGGAAGCGCCAAGGGGGUGGAGCUUCUCAAUUCUAGACGCCACUGAGGAACGGGAGGGGUAAGAGCGGAGCACUCACCAACGGCCGCGGCUUCUGGCCGGCCCGCCCCGCGCGGCGAUAUCCAAUCACAACCCUUGAGGCUAGAGAUGGAGCCAAUGAGGCCCACCCAGGAGGCGGGGACAACAGCUCUCAACUUUAAGAGAUUAAAGACUCAGAGACCACAAGCCUGAGAGUCUGGCUCUCUUUCAAAGACCAAUUGCAAGCUAGAUUCAGGUGAAGCGCAGCUGCCCCUCAGAUGGUUUGGAGGCUGGGAAUGAAAAGGAGGGAGGGAACCCUAUUUCUGUCCAGCUGUUCCCUCCAGAGUUGGUGUUUUGCCUGCAUGUAUAUCUAUGCACAACAUGCAUGCAGUGCCUGUGUAUGCCAGAAGGGGGCAUCAGAUCAUCUGGACCUGGACUGCCACGUGGAUACUGGGAAUCAAACCCAGAUACAAAAGGCCUGUACUUCCAGGCAUUCGGAGGACGCCGCCGAUGUCUCAGCAAGAGUGUGGCCCCCAUGCUAGCUCAUGGCUAUCGCCGCUUCUUACCCACGAAGGACCAUGUGUUCAUUCUUGACUAUGUGGGGACCCUCUUCUUCCUCAAAAAUGCUCUGGUAUCUUCCACCCUUGGCCAGAUCCAGUGGAAGCGGGCCUGCCGCUAUGUGGUGUUGUGUCGAGGCGCUAAGGAUUUCGCCUCCGACCCAAGAUGUGACACAGUUUACCGUAAAUACCUCUACGUCUUGGCCACUCGGGAGCAGCCAGCAGUGGUGGGUACCACUGGCAGCCGGGCCUGUGAUUGUGUGGAGGUCUAUCUGCAGUCCAGUGGGCAGCGGGUCUUCAAGAUGACAUUCCACCAUUCCAUGAGCUUCAAGCAGAUUGUGCUGGUCGGCCAGGAGACCCAGCGGGCUCUGCUGCUCCUCACAGAGGAAGGGAAGAUCUACUCCUUGGUAGUGAAUGAGACCCAGCUGGACCAGCCACGCUCCUACACGGUACAGUUGGCCCUCAGGAAGGUGUCUCGAUGCCUGCCUCACCUUCGUGUGGCCUGCAUGGCUUCCAACCAGAGCAGCACUCUCUAUAUCACGGACCAGGGGGGAGUGUAUUUUGAGGUGCAUACCCCAGGGGUGUAUCGUGAUCUCUUUGGGACCCUUCAAGCCUUUGACCCUCUGGACCACCAGAUGCCGCUUGCUCUCUCCCUGCCAGCCAAGGUCCUAUUCUGUGCUCUUGGCUACAACCAUCUUGGCCUGGUGGAUGAGUUUGGCCGGAUCUUUAUGCAGGGAAAUAACAGAUAUGGGCAGUUGGGAACAGGAGACAAAAUGGACCGAGGGGAACCCACACAGGUUCAUUAUCUACGCCGUCCCAUUGCCCUGUGGUGUGGCCUCAACCAUUCCUUGGUGCUGAGUCAGACCUCGGAUUUCAGCAAGGAGCUGCUGGGGUGCGGCUGUGGGGCUGGAGGCCGCCUUCCUGGCUGGCCUAAGGGGAGCGCCUCCUUUGUCAAGCUGCAUAUCAAGGUCCCCUUGUGUGCCUGCUCCCUCUGCUCCACCAGAGAGUGCCUCUAUAUGCUGUCCAGCCACGACAUCGAACAAUGCCCAGUCUAUCGAGACCUGCCAGCCAGCAGGGUAGGGGGAAGCCCUGAACCUAGCCAGGGGACCGGAGCCUUCCAAGACCCUAGGGGGACAGCCCAGGCCUGUGAGGAGUACCUCAGCCAGAUCCACAGUUGCCUCACGUUGCAGGACCGAAUGGCGAAGAUGAAGGAGAUUGUGGGCUGGAUGCCUUUGAUGGCUGCCCAGAAAGAUUUCUUCUGGGAGGCACUGGACAUGCUGCAGAGGGCUGCUAGUGGGAGUGGCCCAGGCACCUCAAACCCUGAGAGCUGACCCCCUCCUCCUAGCUUGUAUUCCUGAAGGAAAUCAGGCCCUGGGCUAGGGGCUGAGGAGAGAUGGAGUGGCAAACAACAUUGUGUAUACACUGGGGUGGGGGGGGGGGGCGAGCUGUGGAGAGCAGUGCUGGAUAUGCCAGGGUAGCGUAGAGUGGUAGGGUAGGGAAAUAUUUUUUAAAUAUUUAGGGGGCUACCCAGGAGGGGCCCCCAACCUUACUAUCAUGGACAAGAAAUUUGAUGGACAAUAGAAUAAAAGGCUAAAGGAAGGCCUCUUUUGAAACCCUGGGGCCUUAUGGGAGACAAGGGAUGGAGGGGGCCCUGGCCGGUGAGGGUGGGAAGACAGAAGGAGCCCAACCUGUUGGUUUACUGAGAAGUUUCAGCACCACAGCUCACUCCAGAAAGUUCACUCUCCUGUGGGAUAACCCAGUCAACAAACCUUACUUCCCCAGUGUGGGGCCUGUGCUGGGUCUGGAACCUUAACUGGAAUCCACUCACUUUGUGACAGAGUUUCACUGUGUGGCCCAGGCUGACCUCUUUAAUCAUCCUGACUCCAUCUGCAGAGUGCUAGGAUUACAGGUGUGCUGUCAUCAUGCCUGGAUCAGCCCAGCAGUCCAGUCUUCUGGAAGUGCCAUGCCCUAGCCCCGAGUCCCGUGAAGUCAGCUCCCGUUCUCUUCUCUUCCCGUUGGUUUCCAGUGUGGGCCAAUAUUAUACAGGCCACACAUUUCUGCAUUGUGUUGGCAGCCAGGCUCUCAAGCCACAGUCGCACCUGAGGUCACAAUAGCAUGAACAGACUGUCUCCGGGGGCAGGAUAGCUAAUGUGGUUUUGCUCCCUUCUUUGUAAUUAUGGGGAUCGCUGGGAAGAGGUGUUAAUCCAAGCUGGUGACUUUAGUCCUGCUACUAAUGAUGCUAAUAAAUGCUAAUGAACCUCCCCCUCAGUUUACCUUUGGAGAUAAAAGCUGUUUUGAGAAUAAACGCGGGUGAUCUUCAGGAUUUGGAUGGACCCUGAGACUCCCUUCCGAUAUU